Molecule: messenger RNA, 1013 nt
Organism: Drosophila biarmipes
Lineage: Eukaryota; Metazoa; Arthropoda; Insecta; Diptera; Drosophilidae
Gene: JTBR
Product: protein JTB
Exons: 3
Coding region: 99-881 (260 amino acids)
Biological process (GO): mitotic cytokinesis
Cellular component (GO): spindle; cytoplasm; midbody
Source: RefSeq, a predicted model, not a curated record
ACCCAGUUCACAGGAGGAAACCCCUCAGCAAGUUUUUAAUUAAUUCUAGUCAAAGAUAGUAUAGCAAAGCAGUUGAUUUUUCUAAAUUCGAUUCCACAAUGUGCGAAGACGACUCUCCAGAAUAUUGCGCCAAAUUCUAUCCAAUAUGGUGUAUCAUAAUUGGAGGCCUGAGUAGUUCCGUGGUCGCUCUGACGCGCGUGGGCAUAUGGAGUGAUGAGCAAGUCCUACAUUUUAAAAUUCUCUGUAUUGUCAGUGAAAUAUUCAGCUUAUCCUAUAUUCUCGCUGGGAUUUUGAUGUUGUUGGGCAUAAAAUUGGAUAAGAGAGGGAUGUUUAAGGCUGGAAAAAUCCUAAGUUAUUUUUUUGCUAUUUUGAAUGCGCCCUUACUUACAAGUUAUUCCACGAGCUACCUUCCCGCCUCCACAAUGCUUGAAAACUGCCAGAGACAUCACAUGCUCCUCGGGCUGGGAGCCCUAACGAUGGUCACCAUCCUCGUCCUCUUUGUGGAAUCUCGAUACGCGGCAGACGGACCCCGUCGCCGGGAGCCGCAGUUCGUCAUCGAGGACAACUCGACGUGCUGGCGGAACGAGAAGUACACGAUGGUGCAGGAGUGUCAUCCGUGCUCCGAGUUCGACAUAGUCAGCCGCAGCCUGGGCGUCUGCAUCCACACGCACUACAAGGAGGUGCUGCGCUGCCAGAGCGGCGAGAUCGUGACCAGGAGCUGCGACCGAGUGGCGCUCAUCGAGCAGAUGAAUUUCCUGAAAUUCGAGGUCUUGUGCCUUGUCGUCGGACUGCUGAGCUACCUGGUCAGCUACGCUCGCGAUCGAAUCCUCUCCAGGCGCAACUACAUGAGGAUCGAGCGGCAGCUGAACCGGGUGCAAUAGCCCCCCGCCAAGCCAGUCAUUCCCCUCGCCAACUGAUACUCAUUGACCGUACGGAAGGUACAUUAUUUAAUUUAGUUUAGUAUAAGUACACAAACACUCUGGAAAUACCAUGUUAAAAUUCAUUUGCUAAUA